Messenger RNA from Scatophagus argus, 3269 nucleotides. It is a transcript of the gene alox12, whose product is annotated as arachidonate 12-lipoxygenase. Gene Ontology annotation, molecular function: iron ion binding; protein binding; arachidonate 12(S)-lipoxygenase activity. NCBI's taxonomy places the organism in Eukaryota, Metazoa, Chordata, Actinopteri, Scatophagidae. Bases 161 to 2173 code for a protein of 670 amino acids. Gene Ontology annotation, biological process: linoleic acid metabolic process; lipid oxidation. The record is from RefSeq and is a predicted model, not a curated record. The transcript has 15 exons.
GUGUGUAUGUGUGUGUUGAAGUGCAAGGAGACACCAUAGAAAGGACUGAUUGAGCGGAGUGUGUGAAGUAAGACGGAGGGAGCUGAGAAGAUUAAAAAGAAGAAGGAAAAGCUGGCAACAGACAAGAGGAUUUUUUGCAUUUUGAUACCAUGCUGAAAAGAUGGAAGUCUACACUGUAACAAUUGCAACUGGUACAGCAGCGUAUUCAGGCACCAACAAUUACAUCUUUGUGACACUGGUGGGGGAGAAUGGAGAGAGUGAACGCACCCUGCUGGACAACCCUGGACUGGACUUCUGUCGAGGAGCAGUGGAUCAGUACAAGGUGAAUAGCCCUUCACCAUUAGGAUCCCUGCUGCUGGUCAGACUGGAGAAACAGAGGUACUGGGUGGAAGAUAACUGGUUCUGUCGCUAUGUCAGUGUGCAGCCACCAGGUGAAGACAAAGCGCUUAUUUUCCCGUGUUACCGCUGGCUUAUUGGAGAUGUCAAGAUCGAGAUAAGAGAGGGAACAGCAAAGACACUGAUGGAUGACUCCUUACCUCAGCUGCUGGCACACAGGAAGAUGGAACUGCAGGCGAGACAAAUGACUUACAGAUGGGUCACAUGGUCUCCAGGGAUUCCCAGAUGUAUUGAUGCUAAAACAGAAGAAGAUUUACCCCAAGAUGUUCGCUUUGACAAUGAGAAGAGGAGCGAUUUUGAACAUUCUUUGCAGUAUGCCUUGCUAGAGCUGUCGCUGAAGAAACUGUCCAUCAGGUUUGGGAAGUCCUGGAAUGACCUGGAUGAUUUCAAGCGGAUUUUCUGGAAGCUGCGAAGCCCCAUAGCUGAGUACUGUAUGGAGCAUUGGAAGGAUGACUGGUUCUUCGGCUACCAGUGUAUGAAUGGCUCUAACCCAAGGAUGAUCCAGAAAUGCAAGAAGCUGCCAGAGAACUUUCCUGUCACUCCAGACAUGGUGCAGAGCUCCAUGGCCUCCCGGACCAACUUGGACAAAGAACUCAAGGCAGGGAAUAUCUACUUAUUAGACUAUGCCAUAAUGGAUGGGAUUCCCACCAACACAAUCAAGGGUAAACCUCAGUACAUUGCUGCUCCACUCUGCCUCCUGUACCAACAUCCAGAUGAAGGCCUCAUACCUAUUGCUAUACAGUUAGCGCAGACUCCAGGCCUGGACACACCCAUAUUCCUUCCCAAAGACCCACCACUGGCCUGGCUGUUGGCUAAGAUGUGGGUGCGUCACUCUGAGUUCCAGGUGUUCCAGUUGCUGUCUCACCUGCUCAGGACUCACCUGGUCAUGGAGGUUUUUUGUGUGGCUACCCUGAGGCAGCUGCCUGCUGUGCACCCUAUAUAUAAGCUCCUGGCCCCUCAUCUGCGCUUCACUCUAGAGAUCAACUGUAGGGGGCGCACUCAGCUCAUCUCUGCUAAUGGCAUUUUCAAACAGGUUGUGUCGACAGGUGGUGAUGGCCUGUUGAUUCUGGCUCAGAACGAGUAUAAGAUGCUGACCUACCGCUCCCUCCAGCCCCACAAUGACUUCGCUGACAGAGGUGUUUCCCAGCUCCCAAACUAUUUCUACAAGCAACACAGCCUGAUGCUGUGGGAGGCCAUACACAGUUUUGUCUCAGGUGUGGUAAACCUUUACUACCAUUCAGACCAUGACAUACAGGAGGACCUGGAGCUCCAAGCCUGGAUCACAGAUAUAACACAAGAAGGCUUCACAGAGCUCCCCAACUUUGGCCUGCACAGUAAGCUCAGCACCAGAGAGGAACUCUCCACUCUCCUGUCAGUGGCCAUCUUCACCGGUACAGUCCAACAUGCUGCGACUAACAAUGGACAGUUUGACUGGUGUGCCUGGGUCCCCAAUACCCCCUGCACCAUGAGACAACCCCCACCAUCAGACAAAGAUGCUGUUACCAUGGAGAUGAUCAUGGCCACUCUUCCUGACAUCAGCCAGUCCUGCGUGCAGAUGGCUAUCACAUGGCAUCUAGGGCGAACACAACCAGACGCAAUUCCUUUGGGCCAAUACACAGAGGAGCAUUUCACUGAUGCACAGGCUCAGGAACUGAUUGACAGAUUCAGAAGAGACCUGAAAGAGAUUGAGAGCCACAUCCUAAAUCAGAAUGGAGAUCUGAAGCCUCCAUACCUUUUCCUUCUGCCUAGCCGCAUAGAGAACAGCAUCACUAUAUAGAACGACGAAUGACUCACAGACUACUCCACGCAGGAUCCACCGCGUAUAGUACGGUGCCUAUAAAAAAUGUUCACCCCCUUGCAUGUUUUCCACUUUCAAUGCUUUGAUAAAUGGAAUAAAUCUGUGAAUUUUCUUUAAUGUCAGAGUGAGAACAGAUUUCAACAACUGCACUUCUACUGGUUUUAGACAUAAGGACAGUAAAAAAUUUAGUCAACUAAACCAACUUUGUUAUUCACAUGCUUUGAAAUUUUGAAAUCUCUACAGUGCAAUAACAACUGCUUGAAUCCCACUGCCACAAACUAGAGUGACUAGUUGAUGUGGCUGGAGUGAACAAUCAGUUAACAAUGCAAUGUGCUAAAUGUUUUGGAGUGACACAAUGGAUUAAAUAACUGUGAUCGGUCUAAGAACAGUAAGACUGUAUCUGGUAGACAUUAGAAUAGGAAAACAAAAUUCAGAAUUGUGAUUAUACUGGCAGUAAUCAGAGACACAUAUUCUUGUACAGUACAGUUGGUAUGAAUGAGCAAGUCAAGACAGAAUAAUUUACAACCUUUUACAGCUAUUAUAACAGAACUAUUUGAGUUCAAAUGUGUAGUUUUUACUACAGUAAUCAAAUAAUUUCAGUCCUUGUGAUCAGAGGUAGAAUUAAUCUUGUGUUAAAGAAACGAAGGGGCAGGACUGCUCUCACACAGCAGUUGUGUUUAAAACACUGAAAACUGUGGGGAAGCUAGUAGAGUUGUACACUCAGUCUAAGAUUGUGUUCAGAAAAACAACCAGCACCGCACGAAAAACUACAGUCUCAUCAUUCAUUGGACUGCGGGGUCGUGCAACACUAAAGCUGACCAACACUUUUUUCUGGAACAAAAUACAUCAUCAUCUGGCAAGGUGUUGCUUUGGCCAGUCAAAAAUGUGCAAAUGCACAGAUUACAUGAAUGCUGCAUUUGGUGGUUUACCUUGCCACCAAAGAUAAGAUGACUGACCUCAUGAAAACUUGUAAUAUUAUACAAGGUUGUGCAGAGUUUUAGCUUUCUGAUAAACCUUCAAACUCAACUUUCUCUUUACCUAAAACCCACACACAUAUCAUAUUUGAAACACACAC